Prinia subflava (tawny-flanked prinia) is the source of this 1167-nucleotide messenger RNA. Its product is annotated as neuropilin and tolloid-like protein 1. The record is from RefSeq and is a predicted model, not a curated record. Gene Ontology annotation, cellular component: postsynaptic density. The coding region runs from base 472 to 1167 and encodes 231 amino acids. The transcript is spliced from 5 exons. NCBI's taxonomy places the organism in Eukaryota, Metazoa, Chordata, Aves, Passeriformes, Cisticolidae. Gene Ontology annotation, biological process: positive regulation of excitatory postsynaptic potential. Gene Ontology annotation, molecular function: ionotropic glutamate receptor binding.
UGAUGACGGACCCAUUAAUCCCUUCUUCAAUGCAUCAAAAGAAGCCGAAGGGCUGGAAGUCGCUGGGCUCGGAGUCCUGCAGGAAAUGCUUCGAUCUGCUUUUGGUUCUGUAUGAAACUGGUGACUAGGGGCUCGGCUCGCUCCGCCGCCGCCGCCCGCCGGCACCUGGAUGCGCGGACCGCCGCCGCCGCCUUGCCCGCCGCGAUGCACCGCUCGUGGCGGUGCUGGUGAUCGCUCGGGUGUGAUGGGAUUGAGCCGGCGGUGAUCAUUUGAAGGCGGUGAGGGAGAGCGCGGGAGAGGAAGGGCUGCUCCGCUCUGCUGUGUGUGGGCUUCGGGAUUUUUUUUUUUCUUUUUUCUUUUUUUCUUGUCUUUUUCUUCUUUUCCUACUUCCAUCCUCUCCCCGCCACUGGAAGUCCUCCCGUAUCUAAAUGGAAUUAGUGGAGACCGAAGCCCCUUGUGUAAGGAACAGACAUGACCAAUGGGCGCAGCUUCUUUCACAUUGUAGCAAGUCUAAUCAUCCUACAUUUGUCUGGGGCAACCAAAAAAGGAACAGAAAAGCAAACUACUUCCGAAGGGCAGAGACCAGUGCAGUGUGGAACUUGGACAAAAUAUGCAGAAGGAGGCAUCUUCACUUCUCCAAAUUACCCCAACAAGUAUCCUCCAGACAGAGAGUGUGUCUACAUUAUAGAAGCUGCUCCUAGACAAUGCAUCGAACUACACUUUGAUGAAAAAUAUUCCAUAGAGCCUUCUUGGGAGUGUAAAUUUGACCACAUUGAAGUGCGAGAUGGACCUUUUGGCUUUUCCCCAAUCCUUGGGCGUUUCUGUGGACAGCAAAAUCCACCUAUGAUAAAAUCCAGUGGCAGAUUCCUGUGGAUUAAAUUUUUUGCUGAUGCUGAACUGGAAUCUAUUGGGUUUUCUGCUCGGUAUAAUUUUACACCUGAACUUGAAGAAAAUGAUCCAAAGCAAAGACCCAUUGGAAACGAUUGCUGUCUCAAGCAGCUGAAUGUUCAGGGGAGAUGCAGUUUUCGUUGCCACUCAUCUCACUUGUUGAAAGCAGGACACUUCCUAACUGGAGGCUGCAGAGGAGGCUUUCUUCGUCCAGAGAAAAGUGCAAUCCAGCUGCUUCUCCAGUAUCAUCAAUCUUUGAGGGUGCCCACCUACCCCUGA